AUGGAGAGGAUUGAUACAAGAAAGAUGAAGGUGGAGGAAGAACUGACAGAAAACAUCGGGCUGCCCGUGAAUCUGCUGGAGAAACAUGACCCGUGGCCCGCCUACGUCACGUACACAUCCCCGAUGGUGAGACGGCUGAUUGAGAAGAGCAAGGCCCGGGAGCUGGAGUGCCGGCAAACGGCCGAGGAGAGCCGGCGGCCGAGCCGGCAGGGCAAGCCCCCCAGUGGCAUCCAGCUGAAAAGGAGGAAGUCCUCCAAGUCCUCGGGCAACACGCCGUUCAAGGACCACACGCUCUCGCUGUGGGGCCCUUUCUCCGUCUCGGCCGUGGGUGCCCCCGUGGUUCUAGAGCCCACCCACUUCCACACAGAUUCCAGGGCGAGUCCCACCGCCACCUGCAACAAGAUCAUCUUCUCCAGGAAGCCGGUGACAAGGAGGCUUCCAUACGGCUCGCUGCUGGCCAGCAGGGAGAAACGCCCCCACGUCUAA
This is a messenger RNA of Hippopotamus amphibius kiboko, 486 nucleotides long. RefSeq names its product CMT1A duplicated region transcript 4 (gene CDRT4). NCBI's taxonomy places the organism in Eukaryota, Metazoa, Chordata, Mammalia, Artiodactyla, Hippopotamidae. Bases 1 to 486 code for a protein of 161 amino acids. The record is from RefSeq and is a predicted model, not a curated record. The transcript has 2 exons.